GGUAAAUGUUUUUUCUAGAGGCGAGUCGAACUGUUGGUCUGUGUGGUGUCGGGGGAAAUGAUCAUCGGAGAAUACGGCUGUGAUAGACAGCAUGUAAUGACCAUUAAAAACCCGAUGAAUAUAUUCGCGAAUCAAAUCUCGGGGUUAUGAAUGGCUAAGGAUCAAUUAUUGAAUCGUAAUUGUUCCCGGCGACCACGUGGAGCGGGACAAUGGGAGCGCCGCCAUAUAAAUAUCCGCCCCGUUCUGCGCCGUCCCAGUAUUCAUCCCCACAAUUCGCUUUUAAACAACAACUACGUUUCUAUGAGAAUUUUAUAUCAAAUAUUGUUAUAUUCGCAAUUUUGGAUUGGGAAAAAAGAAAAAAAAAAAGAAGGAAAAAAAAACUACCAAAAAAAGAAGAAAAGAAAAUAGAAACGUCAUGUCACGGUCGUUUUUGGUAGAUUCGUUGAUCGUGCCUAAAGCUCAGACGGUGUCGGACGUGCGCGUGCCGUCCACCAUUUCUAUGGCAACCAGCGACGCGCUGUUAACCCGACAGCUCGUGUCGACCACAGCCGCCCACCCGAUACCCUGCUACACCCGUCACCCGUCAGAGAUGAUCGGACUGUGCUGCCCUCUGUGUAUCCACACCCCACCCCCGCCCGUGCCCACCAGUGUUCCGACGUCGACGACGCACAUCAAACAUUCGCCGACGUUGUUGCCGGGUACGAAGACCAUCAUGGGCGGAUUAUCGUCGGCGUUCACCCACCACUUCCCUCAUCACAUGGAUCUGAUGACGUCAUACAGCCACUCGCCACCCCUCCCCAGGGGGAACUCGCAGCACUACGAGAGAUACUCGCCCAUUCGGACGAGGUGUACGACAAAUAGUGAUGUGAACGGACCGUCGGACGAUUUACCCAGCAGUAAGAGAAUCCGGACCGCGUUCACGAGCACCCAACUUCUCGAGCUGGAGCGAGAGUUUGCCGCCAACAUGUACCUGUCGAGACUGAGGCGCAUUGAGAUCGCCACGUACCUAAACCUCUCCGAAAAACAGGUGAAAAUCUGGUUCCAGAACCGGAGGGUCAAGCACAAGAAGGAAGGCACUGGGGAACCACGUGACGCGCAUUGUCGCUGUCUGCGCACGUGCAGUUCCAAGAAAAACUUGGACUUCCAUCACGAUCAUGGCGAUGACGUCAGCGACGAAAGGGAGGAGUCGGACGAAAGCGAGGACCACAUUUGCGUAUCUAGACCCGCGAAGGACAUUUGCAUAUCUAUACCCGUCAAGAACAUUUGCAUAUCCAGACCUACGUCGCCCUGUCAAUCAGAUGACGGACAUGCGUAGAAUCAAAUCAGCUGUGCGCAGACUGGUUGUUUUUUUUUAGCAUAUUAUUUGAACUGAAAUUAAGUUACGUGUAAACCCGGUAAACUGUGGUGAAGACGGAGUCUUGUUUAAGCUAUGCUUAUAUUUGUUUACAAUGAGUGGUGCAUAAUAAUGCUUAAAAGACUAUAUAUACCUCAUAUUUUACGUGUGCAAUUUUUACAUGACAAUCACGUGUAUGCAAGUUUGAUUUUUGUUGUAUUGCUUUCCCACUAUUUGAAGACAAAAAACACUCACUGACACAUAGUGUUUAUUUGUUUACUAUGAGAUUUAAUAUCAUAAAUGUCACAGUAUUCCAUACACAUUGAAAAAUACUUU
Gigantopelta aegis is the source of this 1669-nucleotide messenger RNA. Its product is annotated as GS homeobox 1-like. The transcript is spliced from 2 exons. Bases 416 to 1315 code for a protein of 299 amino acids. Gene Ontology annotation, molecular function: sequence-specific double-stranded DNA binding; DNA-binding transcription factor activity, RNA polymerase II-specific. Gene Ontology annotation, cellular component: nucleus. The record is from RefSeq and is a predicted model, not a curated record. Lineage: Eukaryota; Metazoa; Mollusca; Gastropoda; Neomphalida; Peltospiridae. Gene Ontology annotation, biological process: regulation of DNA-templated transcription.